AUGACAAAUAAUAGUGGUAAUUCCAUUAAAACAAGACCUAAAAAUAUAGAUGGUGAUGCAGAAGAUUCAACACGUUCAGAAAAGAAACCAGUUGUUUAUGUUGAAGAUCCACCAACCCCACCAAGAUGGCUUUCUUAUGAAUUCAUAUUUUAUUAUAUAAUAAUUGUUAUUGGUUAUAUUGUUGUACUUAAAAUGUUAUUAACAAGAUCAAAUGAAUAUAAUGAUGGAUUAAAAGAAAAUAAAGGUAUUGUUGAAGGUUGGUUUUUAGGUAGAAAACAAGAUUUAUCAGAUACACAAUAUAAGAUAUAUAGACAAAAUUUCCCAUUACUUUCAAUUGGUUUAUCAAUUUUCUUAUUCGUUAGUGCUUCUAUUCGUAAAAACUUUCCAGAUAAACCAUUUGUUAGAAUUUUAUUUUAUAAUAUUAUAUCAUUAGGAUUUUUAAUAUUUGUACAUGGAUCAUCAACAAUUAUUGUAUUAGGUAUUGCAAUUAUUAAUUUUAGUAUUAGUAGAAUUUUUGAAAGAUCAAAGAUGUUACCAGCAGUUACAUGGAUUUUCAAUUUAAUUAUAUUAUGGACAUGUUACAUUUAUGAAGGAUAUUCAUUCAAAAGUUUAUCAGGAUUAUUGGGUGAUGAAACUUGUGUUUGGUUAGAUAGUCAUAAAGGAUUCCUAAGUUGGGAGACAUAUUUCAAAGUUAGUAUGUUAAGAUUCAUUAGUUAUAACAAUGAUUAUUAUUGGGCAAAAUCAAAGAGACCAGUGGUCGACCUUAAGGGAAAGAGCGCCUAUUUCAUAGCACAAGAACGUCAUCAACCAAUGGAACAUUACUCAUUCUCACAUUUCCUUGCAUACAUUUUCUAUAUACCAUUGUAUAUUGCAGGACCAAUCACAACAUUCAAUGCAUUCACAGCACAAGUUUAUAACCCACAAAAGACCUACUCUUUCGGUGAUUUGGUUAAAGCAAGUAUAAAGAUACUUUUGGUGUUUUUGGGACUUGAGAUCUGCCUACACUAUUGUUAUUAUCAUUCAUUCGAUAAGAGUGAUGUAUGGAUGACAUUCACCGGUGCAGAGGUUGCAUUGACCGGUUACUUGGUAUUGAAUUUCAUGUAUGUAAAAUUCUUAAUCAUUUGGAGAACCUUUAGAUUGUUUGCCUUGUUUGAUGGUAUCGAUACACCAGAGAAUAUGAACCGUUGUGUCAAUAAUAACUAUACAUUCACUGGCUUUUGGAGAUCUUGGCAUGGCGCUUUCAACAAAUGGACCAUUCGUUAUCUUUACAUUCCAUUGGGUGGAAAGAAAACUCAAUUCGUCUCAAUUUGGAUCAUCUUUUUCUUCAUUGGAUUAUGGCAUGACCUUUGGUUAAGUUGGAUUGCUUGGGCCCUCUUAAAUUGUGUUUUCUUCUCAAUUGAAAUUGGUAUCAUGUUUUAUUUCUAUCAUCCAAAACGUUUACCACUCCGUCGUAAAUGGUAUUGGAGAUUCAUGGUUGCCAUUGCUGGUACUUUCAAUAUCUUUUUAUUAAUGGUUGCAAAUUUGGCUAUCCUCCAUGGUUUCGAAAAUUCAAUUAUCUUUAUUCACAAUGCUUUCUUUGUACCUGGUGGUCCAACCGCUUUCAUUUUAGCUUAUUCUUGGUUAUUCUGUGGUAUUAUGGUAAUGAUUGAACUACGUGAAUCUGAAAAACGUUCAAAAGAAAUUAAACCAUUUUAA
Messenger RNA from Dictyostelium discoideum AX4, 1695 nucleotides. Its product is annotated as membrane bound O-acyl transferase family protein. The transcript is spliced from 3 exons. The coding region runs from base 1 to 1695 and encodes 564 amino acids. The record is from RefSeq and is a predicted model, not a curated record. Gene Ontology annotation, cellular component: membrane. NCBI's taxonomy places the organism in Eukaryota, Evosea, Eumycetozoa, Dictyosteliales, Dictyosteliaceae.